AUGACGGGAGAACCUUCUUUAUGCAUUAGGGGGUGUGGCUUCUUCAGCACGUCACAGACGAAGAACCUCUGUUCUAAGUGCUACAACGAUUUCUUAAAGGACGAGUCUGCCAGAUACUUGGCCACUUUCAACGUCAACACGAAAGCCGCUGAAGAGGUCACGGCGCAAGAGGCGACGGUACUCGGUAGUAAAGGCGGUUGUGCGUGCAAGAAGAAGGUGGGGUUGCUAGGGUUUCACUGUAGAUGUGGCCACUUAUUCUUCGCGUCUCACCGUUACCCGGAAGAGCAUUCAUGUCCAUCGGAUUAUAAAUCUGCCGCCAUUGACGUCUUAGCAAAACAAAACCCUGUCGUCAAGGGUGAUAAGCUCUUCAGACUUUAG
Molecule: messenger RNA, 378 nt
Organism: Arabidopsis thaliana (thale cress)
Lineage: Eukaryota; Viridiplantae; Streptophyta; Magnoliopsida; Brassicales; Brassicaceae
Product: A20/AN1-like zinc finger family protein
Exons: 2
Coding region: 1-378 (125 amino acids)
Molecular function (GO): zinc ion binding; DNA binding
Source: RefSeq, marked reviewed